This is a messenger RNA of Nothobranchius furzeri (turquoise killifish), 4362 nucleotides long. Lineage: Eukaryota; Metazoa; Chordata; Actinopteri; Cyprinodontiformes; Nothobranchiidae. The record is from RefSeq and is a predicted model, not a curated record.
ACAUGUUUCAGGUUGUCGGUGUUUUUCGGAAAUGGGUCGAUUUAGCAUGUGUUGGUGUGUUUCAAAUCAUUCGUGGGGCAAGUUGUUGGUAGAGAGAGGAGGACUCAGGGCGACGGUAGCAGCCCUGCCUCGCCAGUGACUAGCGGCAGUGAGAAGCGAUGCUUGGAAGUUGAAAAAAGAGGCCAGUAGAAGACCGUGUGGACUAUACAGUAUCAACAAGCAUGGAGUUCCCUCAACAGCAAAAACCGGCGGGGGACGGGAAGAUCAUCUAUCCACCCGGAGUAAAAGAGAUCACAGAUAAAAUCAGUAAUGAUGAGGUGGUCAAACGAUUGAAGAUGGUGGUGAAGACCUACAUGGACAUGGAUCAAGACUCUGAAGAAGAGAAGCAGCAGUAUCUCGGCCUGGCGCUCCAUCUAGCCUCUGAGUUCUUCCUAAGAAACCCCAACAAAGACGUGCGGCUACUGGUGGCCUGCUGUCUGGCUGACAUCUUCAGGAUCUAUGCUCCUGAGGCCCCCUACACCUCCCACGAUAAACUAAAGGAUAUCUUCCUUUUCAUCACAAGACAGUUAAAAGGGCUGGAGGACACAAAGAGCCCCCAGUUCAACCGAUACUUCUAUCUGCUGGAGAACCUUGCAUGGGUGAAAUCGUACAAUAUCUGCUUCGAACUGGAGGACUGCAAUGAGAUCUUCAUCCAACUUUUCAAAACCCUCUUCUCCGUUAUCAAUAACAGCCACAAUCAGAAAGUGCAGAUGCACAUGAUGGACCUGAUGAGUUCUAUCAUCAUGGAGGGAGACGGAGUCACGCAGGAGCUGCUGGACACCAUCCUCAUCAACCUCAUACCUGCACACAAAAAUCUGAACAAGCAAGCAUACGAUCUUGCUAAGACUCUGCUGAAGCGGACGGUCCAGACUAUUGAGACCUGCAUUGCAAACUUCUUUAACCAGGUUCUAGUGAUGGGGAAGUCAUCAGUCAGCGACCUAUCAGAACACGUCUUUGACCUCAUCCAGGAGCUGUUUGCCAUCGACCCCAUGCUGCUCACCUCAGUCAUGCCUCAACUGGAGUUUAAACUAAAGAGCAACGACGGUGAGGAGCGCCUGGCUGUCGUUCGACUGCUAGCAAAGUUAUUUGGGGCCAAAGACUCGGAGCUGGCCUCCCAGAACAGACCACUGUGGCAGUGUUUCCUUGGACGGUUUAACGACAUCCAUGUUCCAGUCAGGCUGGAGUGUGUGAAGUUUGCGAGCCACUGCCUCAUGAACCACCCUGACCUGGCCCGGGACCUGACAGAGUAUUUGAAAGUGCGUUCCCACGACCCGGAGGAAGCCAUCCGCCAUGAUGUAAUUGUCACCAUCAUCAACGCUGGAAAGAAGGACCUGAACUUGGUCAACGACCAGCUGCUGGGCUUUGUGCGAGAAAGGACCCUUGAUAAAAGGUGGCGUGUGCGUAAGGAGGCCAUGAUGGGCCUGGCUCAGCUUUACAAGAAGUACUGUCUGCACCAUGAGGCUGGAAAGGAGUCGGCCCUGAAGAUCAGCUGGAUCAAAGACAAGCUGCUGCACAUCUACUAUCAGAACAGCAUCGAUGACAAAUUACUAGUAGAGAAGAUUUUUGCUCAGUACAUGGUUCCCCACAGUCUGGACACAGAGGAGAAGAUGAAGUGUCUGUACUACCUGUAUGCCUGCCUCGACACCAAUGCUGUCAAGGCUCUGAAUGAGAUGUGGAAGUGUCAGAACAUGCUGAGAGGACUCGUCAAAGAGCUGCUUGAUCAUCACAAGCUGCCAGCGUCCGAGGCCAAUAACACAGCCAUGUUUGGGAAGCUCAUGAGCAUUGCUAAGAACCUACCAGAUGCUGGGAAGGCCCAGGACUUCAUGAAGAAGUUCAAUCAGGUUCUCAGUGAGGAUGAGAAGCUCAGAGUCCAGCUGGAGAUGCUGAUCAGUCCAACCUGCUCCUGCAAACAGGCCGAGAUCUGUGUGAGGGAGAUUACUCGUAAGCUGACAUUCCCCAAACAGCCCACCAACCCUUUCCUGGAGAUGGUAAAGUUCCUGCUGGAGCGGAUCGCACCGGUUCACAUCGACUCCGAGGCAAUCAGUGCUCUGGUGAAGCUGCUAAACAAAUCCAUCGAGGGAACAGCGGAUGAUGACGAGGAAGGCGUCACCCCUGAUACAGCCAUCCGCUCCGGACUGGAGCUACUCAAGGUCCUGUCAUUUACACACCCCACAGCCUUUCACUCGGCUGAGACCUACGAGUCACUGCUGCAGUGUCUAAAGAUGGAGGAUGACAAAGUGGCAGAAGCAGCCAUCCAGAUUUUCAGGAAUACCGGGCAGAAGAUUGAGACAGAGCUGCAACAGAUUCGAUCGACACUGAUUCCCAUCCUGCACCAGAAGGCCAAACGAGGAACACCUCACCAGGCCAAGCAGGCGGUCCACUGUAUCCAUGCUAUUUUCAACAACAAGGAAGUGCAACUGGCACAGAUUUUUGAACCUCUGUCACACAGUCUGAACGCCGACGUCCCGGAGCAGCUCAUCACUCCUCUCGUCUCCCUGGGCCAUAUAGCCAUGCUGGCUCCAGAUCAGUUUGCAUCACCGAUGAAAUCCAUUGUGGCUAACUUCAUCGUGAAAGACUUGCUCAUGAAUGACAGGUCAGUGGGAAACAAGAACGGGAAGCUAUGGACCGCUGAUGAGGAAGUUUCUCCUGAGGUCUUAGCAAAGGUCCAUGCCAUCAAGCUUUUGGUGCGCUGGUUACUGGGAAUGAAGAACAACCAAUCCAAAUCGGCGAACUCCACCCUGCGCCUGCUGUCGGCGAUGCUCGUCAGCGAGGGAGACCUGACGGAGCAGAAGAAAAUCAGUAAAUCGGACAUGUCUCGUCUGAGGCUGGCUGCUGGGGCGGCCAUCAUGAAGCUGGCGCAGGAACAAUGUUACCAUGAAAUCAUCACACCAGAACAGUUUCAGCUCUGCGGCCUCGUCAUCAAUGACGAGUGCUACCAGGUUCGUCAGAUCUUUGCACAGAAGUUGCACGUAGCUCUGGUCAAGCUGCUGCUGCCCCUGGAGUACUUGGCCGUUUUUGCUCUGUGUGCCAAGGACCCGGUGAAGGAGCGGCGGGCCCACGCCCGACAGUGCCUCCUCAAGAAUAUCUCCGUCCGCAGAGAGUACAUCAAGCAGAACCCCGUCACUCAGGAAAAACUCAUCUCCCUUCUUCCUGAAUACGUGGUUCCUUACAUGAUCCACCUGCUGGCCCACGACCCAGACUUCACCAAACCGCAUGAAUACGAACAGCUGAAAGACAUUAAAGAGUGCCUGUGGUUCAUGUUAGAAGUCCUGAUGACCAAGAAUGAGAACAACAGCCACGCUUUCCUUCGGAAGAUGGUCGAGAACAUCAAGCAGACAAAGGACGCUCAGUGUCCUGAGGAUGUGAAGGCCAAUGAGAAACUGUACAUCGUCUGUGACGUUGCACUAUUUGUCAUCGCUAACAAGAGCACCGCGUGUCACCUGGACUGCCAGAAAGAGCCAGUCUUACCCUCAAAGUUCUUCCUUGUACAGGACAAGGAUUUCAAAAACGAUAAGGAGUACCUCACGGCAGAGAUGAGACAGAUGCUGCUCACUGGAAAGCCAAAACCAGCUCCAGUGUUGGCCGCUGUCAACAAACCUCUGACAGUACCAGGGCGGAGGAUCUUCAAGACCCCCACAGCUUCUGACACAUCCAGGUAAAGAGGAGACCGACGAAGGUGAAAUCAGGACUGUGGAGAAGGGGCCAGAAUUUUCCUCAUAUUCCUGCCUCUACACACCAAGCUCCUGACUCUUAAAGCUUUCUUGGAAAUAUUAUGGACCUUUCUUAAAAUAGACAAUAUACAAACACACACAUACACACACACACACACUAGGUUUGAACAUCUUGUAGUCAUCGAUUGAAGCUCUGUACGUAGGUCUUCAGAUUUUUCCCCCUUUGUGUUUGUUGCUCUUUGCUUUUGUGGAGCCAUUUUUAAGACAAGAAAAAUCAAGAUGGACAUUUUACAAGAAUUUUAAUCUGAUAAUAAUUGUUGCCUACUAAAUUUCCUGGGAAAACUCCCCUCACCGAGUCUCCACGUCUUCCUCCUUGUGUCUGCAGCACGUUUCCUCCCAGCUCACUAGUUUCGGUUGUAAAUACACACGCGUGACAUUCCAGGUCAAGCUUUCUAAACCUCACGAUUGCAGCGAAUCACAGAAAUAACGGGACACCGAGGCCUGCUAGAGUGCUUCCUACAACCUUUAGGUUCACUCCCAACUGAUCAGUUUGUUUUCUAACACAAAUACUCCUCUGUGAAAUGGUUUACUAUAAAGUAUGUGAGUGGAGAUUUGUUCCUAUUUUUUAUUAAAUACGUUUUUUUUUUUUGUA